AUGGUGCUAGCUUCACAUCGAUACGAUGAUUGUUUUAUGGAUUAUAAUGAUCGGGAUUCGAGCGGGAGUGAAGAUGAUGAUAAUGAUAUUGUACUUGAUGCAAAGUCAGUUGAAUUAGCACUUCGGAGUUUAUCUUUACCACCUGAACGUGAUCAUAUAAAUGUAUCAGAAGAAGAUUUACCUCCUUAUGCUAUUCAUUUAUUAGCAACUACGUACAACCAUGAAUAA
Adineta ricciae is the source of this 228-nucleotide messenger RNA. The record is from the annotation of a GenBank genome assembly. Lineage: Eukaryota; Metazoa; Rotifera; Eurotatoria; Adinetida; Adinetidae.